GGGACAGUGGAUUUCAGCACGACUGAGGGAGGAAAACUCUGCAGCAGUCCUCAUUAAAAUUCCCUGCCCGUACACUCACCACGAAAACCACCUUUCUUUUUUUUUUUUAGUGGGUGGCACCGGCAUCCUGCGCGCCUCUUUAAUUGCGCACCACCAGCGCAUUAACGAAUCAUCACCAGUGUGUCCACGCAUCACGCAGCCUCUCUCCAGCUUUAUGUCCCGCUAUUUACAGCCUCAAAGCUGAGGAGAGGAGGGGAAAAAAAAGGUGCCGGUGGGCGCAGAGGUCCAGCAAAGCAAAGGGUGGCGCCCUUAUACGCAUCUCAAUCCAGCGCUUUGGACACGCUGUGCCGCGACACGGUCCCGCUCCCGCUCUUGUUCCUGCAGUCCUCUCCUCUCUGGCUUUCUUGUUACAAGCUCAUGAUUGUGACAUUUCUCUGUGGGGGGACUUGCAACAUGUGCGCCUGGAUGGUGUGAAGAAGUGUGACACAGCGACUUUCGGGGUUGAUUUCUCUCGGAUACGCCAAGUACCCGACGUUACGGCGCACCUUGUGUAAUAGAGAACCAUGAGCACUGUGGAGGAGGAGCCGGAUCACAUGAUACCAUGAAGACAAGCCUGCAGGUCCUGCGCUGCCAGCUGCUGAGUGUUCUAGCAUUUCUAACACUGUCAGUAGGACUGGUGUCAUCAGCACAGGAGCUGUACCUCAGCCAGACAUCCCAGGAUCCUGUCUCCAUGGCAGCCACCCACAACAGCCCCCUGUCUGCCCCCAAAACAUCCCCCUUGGACUUGCAUCAGGAAGGCUCCAGUAGUGGGGAGUGGUCAUCCAAAGGAGGCACUCAACCCUCAAACAUCAUCCUCCCUACUGUCGCCCUCCACCCUUUGGCCUUGCUUCACACAACCCAAAUUUCCAGCCUGGCUCAUGACUACCCUCCCAUUAGUGACGCAAAUACUGUCACCCCAAACACUGUGAGCACUGAAAGUCAUGUGAAUCAGCCUCUGGAGUCGAGCUCUGAUAUUGUAAACCAAGGCCACAUGCACAAAUUGGUCAGGGUACCUCAAGUCUAUAACCCAGUUACUGUCAGCACUAAACAGGCCAGCAGCAGCAGCAGCCCUAAAUUUCCCAGCACAGCGGUCCCAAAUAUAGAUGUGGUAUCUACUGCCAGAGGGGCUCCAAACCCCUUGGCUCUUAUGUCCAGCUCUGGAUCAGACAGAGGAGAUACACUCGCUGCACUUCACGUAGAGCCUCAAAAGUUGAAUGUGAAGGAUGUUCCAGAUCUCAAGCAUCCCUCCCUGACCUCCAUUUCUUCUUCAUCGAUGGAUGCUGACCCUGCAUUAGGCCUGAAACUCAGGGAGCAUGCUUUGGGCCCAGCACACCACGCCAUCACCCUGAGAGAGGUCCACACAGUGAACGAGCCCCCCACUAAUGGACUGGUGGUAGAUCCAAAAGUUGGGUCUGUCACUCCAGUCGCAAGUCCACCAGACAAUACAAUUCCCACUACGUCCACUCAAGGCAUGUCCACUGAGUCCACCCUCAAGACAGAGAAUUCAACAGUCAUCCCAAACAAACACACUACACCUAACGACAUUGGCACUCUUGGACACUCUGGGUUGGGAAAUGUAACUUUAUAUGGAGGGCUGGUCAACAGUUCAGUCGAGGAGGUCCACGAUCAGAGGAACAUCUCAGACCCGCUUACCGCAGACAGUGAGAAAUUCCUGAACCGGCAGGUGCCUGCCACUACCCAGGACCCCUGGGCGCCCAGCAACAGCUCCGGUCCCACUGUCGACUCCCCGCCCUCCCGCAUGACCAUUUGCUUGAGCAGGAUGGACAUUGUGUGGAUCGUGCUGGCCAUUAGUGUGCCUGUGUCCUCAUGUUCUGUGCUUUUGACGGUGUGCUGUAUGAGGAGGAAGAAGAAGUCGUCAAGUCAGGAGAACAACCUCAGCUACUGGAACAACGCCAUCACCAUGGACUACUUCAGCAGGCACGCUGUGGAGCUGCCCAGAGAGAUACACACUCUGGAGAGUGAGGAGCAAGACACCUGUCUACCCCCUAAUGGAGACUACAGCGGCAGCAGCGUGGUCCUGGUUAACCCUUUCUGCCAAGAGACCCUCUUCAUCAACAGAGAUAAAGCUUCUGGCAUCUAGAGACAGAAAAAAAAGAGAGAAACUGUUGGAUUCUCCUCUUCUACUCCCCCUGCUGUUGUUGUCUAUUUUAUAUAUGUGGUAAAUAUUCAGAGACUUUGACUUUAUACUGUAUAUGACAAACACAAAGAGCAACCAGAAAGAAGAUUGAUGUAAACAUACACUAUUUACUAUGAGAAUGCACCUCGCAUAUUUUUCUGAUGUACAUUUUCUACAAAAGGCUUAAUUGUGAUAAAAAGGUUUUUAUUGUCUUUAUAAAAUACAGAGUAUAUGUGGUUUUGUUUUCAUUACAGUGGCUUGAUGGCGAGUGCACUGUGGAUGCUGCCACAUAAAAUCUGCUUUAGAGAGAGAGAGGAACGUGCUAUGAAAAACAUUAAAGCAGUUCUUUGUAAUUUUAUUUUUCCUUUAAAAUCAAUCCCAAAAUACUUAUAUAGCCUGUUGAACUUGAAUAUAGCACCUACGUAUUUGAGGGGGGGAGGGGGACUGAGAUUUGUGGCAAAAUACUGUUCAUGAGAUCAGGGGCCAUAUUUAUCAAACUGAGCAAACUUAGGAGUGAAUAAGACGUAUUUAUCAAGCGACUUACUCCUGUAACUUUGAAGAGCUGCUCUCAAGUGAUCACAUGAUUAAUCACAUGUAUGCUCUGAGCAAGACCAACCAAUCAGAAACAUGGAUUUGCCGUACACCUGCCCCAUUGUUCAUUCGUCUUUAUCUUAUUUUUCCGUUUUACUUUGCAGCGUUAUUCUGCCAAAAUAUAUAUUUUUUAAGAUUUAAUUUUCUUUAUGUGAGCUUUUGUAGAUUUUUUUUUUUAAAGCUUCAUUAAUUGAAUUGUUUGAGUAAAAUACAAUAUACAGCAGAUUAAAGUAGGACAAAAUCAAACAUUUAAAGUGACUAUAAUCAGUGUUUUAUAAUAACAGUGUAUGUGUCUUUAUGGAGCUCUAUAGUGAGUUUCAGCUCAUUGUUUAGCAGUAUAACUUUACUGUUUUCAGCUCAUUCAAAUCUCAUUGUACACUACCUGCUCAGCAUCAAACAACAGGCAGAGACAGUUGGCACUAGCCGGUGAGCGUAGUGGAGCAUUUAGCAGUAGUUGGUAGAGACCAAAAUCAGAGCUAAAAGAGGGUGAUUAUUAAACAAAAAUUCACCAGGUGGACAUAAACAUGACUAAAAAUGAAUGAUGAUGUUGUUCCGUGACUGCUGGAUGUGUAUAAACAUUUUCAACACGUUCGCAAUAUCAAUUCACAAGCUGGUAAUAUGUCAGUAUGUGUUUGUAACUUGUUUUUGCUGCCCUCAUGUGGUCAAGAAAUCAGUUAUUGCAGGUUUAAAAAGUUUUAAAACAGUCACAAACAUACACAGUAUAUGUACAUUUUUAGAUUUGUUAUGUUAUCCUUUUAAAUAGGGAUUGGAUAAAAAGAAAUGAGAUGAAAUGAAAGAAAACUGCAAAACUGAAGCAGGAAAGAAAUUCUUCUGUUGGCUUCUUAAAUUUAAUAGCAUUGUCUAAUCAUAAGAAAUGUGAUAAAUAUUUUUAUUCUCAUGUUUGCAAUUUAAAAGUGAAGCAUUUUUGUUGAACUUUUUUUUUGCAGUUUGAUAAAUACGGGCCCAGAUUGAAGUGGUUGAUUUGAGCAGAAUAUUUGGGUGAUUUUAGGGUCUACAUCCUGCAGUUUGGACUGACUUGAAAUGGCUUUCCCCCUCAUGUGUCACCAGCUUCUAUUAAGAGGGACCACAUAGAUGUCUUAAUUCCUUAUGUUGGCCCUUAAUAUAUCAGUAUGUGUGCGUGUGAAAGCCCUGUUUGUGCAUGUAGGCAUACUCUUUGUGAGUGUGGAUGGAUGAGUUUAAAUGUGCUGCCCCCCUUAACCAAAUAUCACUGUUACUUUAAGUCAAACAAGACUUUGUAUCACUUUCAGCUCCGUUUGAUCAGUUUCUCUGUGUGUCUGUCUGUGCCUCUGUAUGUGUCUGUCUGUCCUUCUGUCUGUCUCUUGUCUGUAUCGUGGGGUGGCUACUGGUUAUAAUCCAGUUUGAGAGAGUUUCUCAGCGCUGUAGGAAACAAUUAGACCAACUUUGCUAAUGUAAAUGUCUCCCUCCAUAAAUACUGUGUUUGUCCAUCAAUGCAAACUGUGUUUGUUGAAGUGUUGAAUGAUUGUUGAAUUAGUUGCUGGACCACAUAAUACAUGUUAGAGGCUGUUGACCAAUAAAAACACUGAGAUAAAUAAUGUAUGCUGAAUAUUUACUGUGAGCACAUACAGAGGCAGUUUAAUCAAAAAGAGAAAAAAAAAGUGCGUUUGAAUAUUUUGUUUUAAUUAUUGAACCUGUGGUCCUUCUAUCAUCUGUUUCACUUUGCAUUGCUGCAGUUUUCUUCAAUAAUCAAUGCUGCCUGCCUCUAUCGUCGCUAAAGAUUUUCUGCAUUGUGAGAUGUUGUUCCAAAAUCGCCGAGUCAAAAGGUGACUUUGAAUAACACGGUUAAACAUAUUGAUAUUUCCUGCAUUGGAUGCUCACAGCUGGGCUUCUUGUUUUGCACGCUCAAAAGUGGAUAUUUUACAAAACGUUCAGUGGCACGGUGGAGCAGUGUUCAACAUUAUGUAUUUUUUGUACUGUAGUAUACACUGUACUUUUUACUGCUGAGCAAUAAAACAAAGAAAACACA
Messenger RNA from Larimichthys crocea (large yellow croaker), 4772 nucleotides. RefSeq names its product transmembrane protein 108 (gene tmem108). Gene Ontology annotation, biological process: dendrite extension; retrograde axonal transport; postsynaptic density organization. The transcript has 5 exons. NCBI's taxonomy places the organism in Eukaryota, Metazoa, Chordata, Actinopteri, Sciaenidae. The record is from RefSeq and is a predicted model, not a curated record. Gene Ontology annotation, cellular component: axon; postsynaptic density; endosome membrane. The coding region runs from base 602 to 2140 and encodes 512 amino acids.